This is a messenger RNA of Notechis scutatus (mainland tiger snake), 2403 nucleotides long. It is a transcript of the gene CDK16, whose product is annotated as cyclin dependent kinase 16. Lineage: Eukaryota; Metazoa; Chordata; Lepidosauria; Squamata; Elapidae. The record is from RefSeq and is a predicted model, not a curated record. Gene Ontology annotation, cellular component: synaptic vesicle; cytoplasm; nucleus. Gene Ontology annotation, biological process: exocytosis; protein phosphorylation; neuron projection development. Gene Ontology annotation, molecular function: ATP binding; cyclin-dependent protein serine/threonine kinase activity.
GGCUGAGCUGGGGGGUGGUUCUUUGGAGCUGGGAGGGAGGAGCCGAGCAGACCCGGGCUUGGGGGGUGACCAUGGGUGGUUGAGGGGUGCCGAGUUCAGAGGCGGCCCAUGCUGGCGGCCAUGGCCGAGGAUUACUGGGACUCGCAAUAGCAGCAACCGCCGCCAAGCAGUGACUCCAGCCCCUUCCCCAUCAUGGAUCGGAUGAAGAAGAUCAAGAGGCAGCUGUCCAUGACGCUACGGGGGAGCCGAACUGUAGAGAAAAACCUCAAUGAACCCAUUAAUAUAGAGGAAAACAACAGUAGCGAUAAUGGCCCCACAGUGAAGAGUGUGCAUCCCAGCACCUCCCGCAGCGUUCACGCCUUCCUGCACCACUACGCAGGCUCCUUCCACAGGUCCCGUCUGGCCGUCAGCCGCAGUCUGAGCUCUCACCUCGGCCGUACCACCCGAUUAGAAAUUGUUCACGAGGACCUCAAAAUGGGUUCGGAUGGUGAGAGUGAUCAGGCAUCAGGAACAUCAUCAGAUGAGGUGCAGUCUCCCGUCCGAGUGCGUAUGCGGAACAACCCAGCGCGCAAGAUUUCCACUGAGGAUAUUAACAAGCGCCUGUCACUCCCAGCUGACAUCCGUCUGCCCGAAGGCUACCUGGAGAAACUGACCCUCAACAGCCCUCUCUUUGACAAGCCCUUGAGCAGGCGGUUACGCAGAGUCUCUUUGUCCGAGAUUGGCUUUGGGAAGCUGGAGACAUACGUGAAGUUGGACAAAUUGGGAGAGGGAACCUAUGCCACUGUCUACAAGGGAAAGAGUAAGCUCACUGACAACUUAGUGGCUUUGAAGGAGAUCCGUCUUGAGCAUGAAGAGGGCGCCCCUUGCACAGCCAUUCGGGAAGUUUCACUUCUAAAAGAUUUGAAACAUGCCAACAUAGUGACCCUGCAUGAUAUCAUCCAUACGGAGAAAUCCCUGACUCUCGUCUUCGAGUAUUUGGAUAAAGACCUCAAACAGUAUCUAGAUGAUUGUGGGAACGUAAUAAACAUGCACAAUGUGAAGUUGUUUCUGUUCCAGCUGCUACGUGGCCUAGCCUACUGUCACCGUCAGAAGGUGCUGCAUCGAGACUUGAAGCCCCAGAAUUUGCUUAUUAACGAGAGAGGGGAGCUCAAACUAGCAGAUUUUGGAUUAGCCCGGGCAAAAUCUAUCCCCACCAAGACCUACUCCAAUGAGGUGGUAACACUUUGGUACCGACCGCCUGAUAUUCUGCUGGGCUCGACAGAAUAUUCCACCCAGAUUGACAUGUGGGGUGUGGGCUGCAUUUUCUAUGAGAUGUCCACAGGGCGGCCGCUCUUCCCAGGCUCCACAGUCGAGGAGCAGCUGCAUUUCAUUUUUCGGAUAUUGGGGACACCCAAUGAAGAGACAUGGCCUGGAAUCUUGUCCAAUGAAGAAUUCCGAGCGUAUAACUACCCCAAAUACCGUUCUGAGGCCCUGAUCAACCACGCCCCAAGGCUAGACAAUGAUGGGGUUGAUCUUUUAGGAAAGCUGCUACAGUUUGAGGGCAGGAAGCGGAUCUCUGCAGAUGAGGCCAUGCGUCACCUGUUCUUCCACAGUCUGGGAGAAAGAGUCCUCAAACUUCCAGACAGUAAGUGCAGGCUUGGGAGGGAGAGAGGCCAGAGAUGUCAAGUAGUGAAUGAGAACAAGGUUAAGAGAAGGGCGUGUGAUGAAAACACGAAGUGGAUGAUAAAAGGACCAUGAAUUCAUUUGCAUGCUAUGCCCAAUUCUUGCCAUGAAUGACAUCUCCAUUAACUUCUUUUAACUUCUCAGUUAUGAUGUAGUGGUUAACUGGAGAGGAUGUUUCCAUUGAUGGGCUAAGAAUUGAAGGGUACCCAUGCUCUUUUUGCAGUUAUUUUGUUACUCAGCUAAUCCAGUGGGUUAGUGUAUGUAGUACACUGCUAAAGGCUGGAGUGCAAGUCUGAUCAGUUACUUCAGCAUAUGACAGCUAUCUUCACAAUUCCUGUCAAUUGGGAAUCACAAAGGACAGAAGAUCUAGAUGUUUACCAUUUGACACUGUGGCACAUUGUAUGAAGGGUCUUUUCCUUAGACUUACACCGCACCAACCUGCUUCCUGCUUCUCCUAUCCAUUUUUAUUUAGCCUAGCUUUAAUUAACCUGCUUUAAUAUGCUGGCCAAAGGAAAUACUGACCUCAAUUCCAUCUUCUUCUCUGUCUCAACAAGGCAGAAGAAGGGCAGGGAGAAGACUGAAUGGGGAACACCUUUGGUGUCAGGUGCUGACAGCAGAAGACUACAGGACUGUUAGCUUGGUGAUCUUAGAGAGCAUGGGUGUCAAACUCGCCGUGUCAUGUUGCUAUCACAUGACAUAGCGCGAUGUUUUUUCCCCUUUCAGGAGUUGGGGUGGGCAUGG